Molecule: messenger RNA, 201 nt
Organism: Arabis nemorensis
Lineage: Eukaryota; Viridiplantae; Streptophyta; Magnoliopsida; Brassicales; Brassicaceae
Source: the annotation of a GenBank genome assembly
AUGGGCAGGAUCAAGGGAGUGGUUAAGCAUGUAUGGGGAGCUAAUUGGUGCAUUAUCGGAGGACCACUCAAAGGACCAUUCUCCGUCAAGAUCACCACUUUGUCCGCCGGUAAAACACUGUUGGCCACCGACGUAGUCCCAAGAAACUGGGCACCUAAAGCAACUUACUCUUCUCGACGCAACUUCUCCCCUGUCCUCUAA